GAGAGCGGCGUAGGGAGGGCGGGGCCUGCGUCUUACUGGGCAGAGUACGGGCGUAUCCCUGUGGGAUGGAGGAGGAAGGAACACCCCAAGAACGCUGUCAUUUCCUGGGUCGAGUUGGAACCCGGACGGCCUCACCAUGAUGAAACAGGCAGCUGCUGCUGCAGUGGGUGGAGCCCUGGCAGUGGGGGCUGUGCCCGUGGUGCUCAGUGCCAUGGGCUUCACUGGGGCAGGAAUCGCCGCGUCCUCCGUAGCAGCCAAGAUGAUGUCCGCAGCAGCCAUCGCCAAUGGGGGUGCGAUUUCUGCGGGGAGCCCGGUGGCUAUUCUGCAGUCGGUGGGGGCAUCUGGACUCUCCACAUCAUUCAACGUCCUCCUGGCCUCUAUUGGGUCAGCGAUAGGGGCCUGCUUGGGAGAAGGAGAUGAGGCAAGAGAAAAUGUACCCCAAGGUGAACCUCCAAAACCCCCACUCAAGUCAGAGAAACAUGAGGAAUAAAGGUCACGUGCAGAUGCGCC
Messenger RNA from Cebus imitator (Panamanian white-faced capuchin), 510 nucleotides. It is a transcript of the gene IFI27L2, whose product is annotated as interferon alpha inducible protein 27 like 2. Gene Ontology annotation, biological process: apoptotic signaling pathway. Gene Ontology annotation, cellular component: membrane; mitochondrion. The record is from RefSeq and is a predicted model, not a curated record. NCBI's taxonomy places the organism in Eukaryota, Metazoa, Chordata, Mammalia, Primates, Cebidae.